UAGCUGAUUUACGACUACACAACUACGGUCAUUCAAUCAAAUGUGCCAACCCACAAGAGAAAAUACUUAUCUCUGUUACAUUUUGUCCUCGUAUUUUGGGUUCACGGCGGAGCCGGUAAGUAGAACCGUGGAUUCGAGGGGUUUUGAAUAGUAAUAACGGAAAUUUGAGCGACGUCGACUUUCCCUUAAAUGGUCACUAGCAACACAGUGCGUUGAAAAAGCACACAUGAGAAAAAACACGUGUGGAUAAAGGUGCAUCAGUAAACAAAUGCAAUGCUGACAAUAAUCUGUUUUCAUGCAUGACUGUGAAAUGCAUGACUCUUACAUAAUAACCCCACAUCUGCCUUUAUUUUUUUUAACCAUGCAUAAAAUGACCUAGCCCACUCAAGGUAAAACCUUGCAUACAGUGAAUGGUGGUUGACAGCCCAGUGGCCUUGUCACCUUCUUCCGAAGGCUUUUUCUUCAGGUGGCGUCAAACUUAACACCAACUAAAGAUGGUUAAGCUGGAGCUGGAUCAAGUGGUGAUGAGGAGGAUGAAGGAGGACGACAUUGAGAUGAUUAAAGCUCUCAUUAAGGAGGGCUGCGAGGGCACAGAGAACCGCCUUAUUCUGCACAUCCUCACUCGCCCGCUAUGCCUUUUUGUCCUGGCUGUGUUUUCCUCCGCCCUGCGCUGCCUGGUUCAUUCCUUCGUCUUGGCCCUGGCCAUCCCCGUCUUCCUGCUCAUUAUCUACCUGAAAAUCACCAUGCCACGCUCCACGGGGGUUCUGGGCAGCAGCCGCCCCUCCUGGGACUACGUGGGCAGCAGCUUCCGGGGGACGCAUGAUGAGAUGCUGCAGAAUCCUUAUGCCCGGAUCAGUGGCAAGAAAGCCAUCAUGAGGAAGCCGAGGCGGAGAACAGUCUCCAAAGACAGCGAGGCAUCAGCAGAGAGCAUCACCCCAGAGAGGGAGCAGGCUGCAGGGCUGGUCUGGGUGGCAGAGUGCGAAGGCGAAAUCUUGGGCUGCCUCUUCCGAGAGAGCGAGAAGCGCCCCGGCAUCCGGAGGUUCUGUCGGCUGGUGACGGGCAGCUGGUACCGCAGGGAGGGCCUGGCUAGGCUCUUUGUGCAGAGUUUGGAGCAGAAGGAGAGGGAGGCGGGGGCGCUGCGAGUGUACGCGCACGUCCCGUACCCUUCUAAGGUGGGCGAGGUGUUCUUCAGAAAACUGGGUUAUCAGCAGCUUGGGGAGCAGACUGAUGAGAAUGCUGAGGAUGAGGAAGCACAGAGGGAGGCUCCUGAGAGAGGAUUUCUGGGAUAUCCGCUCACAAAAGUCUUCUACAAAGACUUAUGAUGGCGGAAGCAUCCUUCCAGGACUUCCAGGGACGCAAACAGGAGUGACAUCAGGAUAUUUAAGCCUACAGUAGUUAUGCACUGUAAGUAUUAGUUAUAUACUUAUUUAUUCAGUUAUGUACUGUAAGUAUUAUUUAUACAGUAUACUUAUUUAUCACCUUCCGAAAAAUAGCAUUUCUUGCCUUUACCAUGAAAUACACUCCUCAUCAAAACGUUCACAGCAGUUGAAAAAUGUCAAGAAUGUACAUUUUGUACUGUUGGAUCUUAAGGAGGUUUGAAGUAGAGCUUCAAAAUGCAAAAAGAAGAACUUGGAGUGAGACAAAAAAAAACCAAAAAAGCUCUUCAAAGGCCUUGUCUCGCUAAAGGUUUGGAAUUUGCAGCAGAGCACCAAACAUGGGACAUUGAAAGGUGGAAGAAAGUUUUCUUCUCCCUUGACGGUCCAGAUGGCUUCCAACGUUACUGGCAUGACGAGGAGAUCCCACCUGAGAUAUUUUCCGUACGGCACAGUGGAGGGACCGCCAUCAUGACCCUUAAAUGGAACAGUGGAGCUUCAGGUUGUGCAGGGGCGUCGAAUGGCAGCUAGCAGCUUUAUUUCAGUUUUAUGCUUACUCCUUAAGAUCCGACAGUGCAAGAUUUUUCAACUGCUUUGAACAUUUUAAUUAAGAGUGUAUAAUCAUUUAAAAUCCUUACAAUUGUUGUGUUUUACAUAUUCGUGUUACUCCGUAUUGCAACUAUACUUUUAACUUUCUUCUCUUUAAAAACAACAACAAAAAAACAUUUGGAAUUCACACUUUAGUCACAUUUCUGGGUUUCCACUCAGUCCUGUUACACCAGGGGUGUCCAAAGUGUGUCCCAGGGGCCAUGUGCAGCCAACUGGAUUGCUUUUGAUUGGCCACUGGCACAAGGCACAUUGAAGGGAUAAAAUUUAACCUUAAAAAAAAUGGAAAAAUAGAGCAAAAAGGCAGACUGUGAAGACAAAAAGCUGAACUGUUGAUACUAAUAAUGAAUGUGAAAUAUACAGUAGAACAUUUUCCUUAGCCUUUUUACAAAAUAAAAAUAAAUAUCAAAGUCAUAAUAUUACGAGAAGAAAAGUUACAAGAAGAAACUUGGAAGUCGUUGGCAAAUUUAACCAACGCAGAAAUGGGAAAAAACGACAAUAAAAAAAAUUUGCACUCUAAUUUUUUAUGUUUUUUGUUGUAGUUAUACAAUGAGAAACAAACAAAACAAUGAAUAAAGUUGCAAGUUUUGGAAAAGUAUGUUGUGGAAAAAAAUCAAAUGUUAUGAGAAUGAAGUCAAAAUUUUGUGGAAUAAAGUCAAAUUUAUAUUGAAGUUGAAAUAGUCGGAAAAUUAAAAAGAAAACCAGCAGAAGUGGGGAAAAAAGUGCUGUAAUUUUACGAGAAUAAAGCCCAAAUGUUAAGAGGAAAAAGUCGUAUUCUAACAAGAAAAAAAGUGGCAAUUUUGUGAGGAUAAUCUUGUCAUAUUAUGAGGAAAACUAUUGUUAUUUUAGUAGCCUGGAGUUGGAACAUCUUUUCAAAAUGGGUUACUUUUUCAAAGUCAUAACAUUAUGAGAAAUUUGGGUUGGGGGAAAAGUUAUAAUAUGGGAAUAAAAAGAACAUUUACGAAGAAUAUUAAUAUAUACUGUAAGAAAGUUGAAAUAGUUGGAAAAUAAAAAAAAAAAAUUUAAAAAAAGGAGGGCAAAGAAUGAAGUUGAUAUUAAUCAUCUGUUUUUAUGCCAAAGCUGAGAUGCACUUUUUUCUUGAAAUAAAUGUAACUUGUUAGCAUAUCUUAUACUAAGUAGCAAAAUGGCAUUUUUCACUAUCUGGCCCUCGCUGGAGGGAAUAAAGUCAUAAUAUUAAGAAUAAUAUCAAAAAGAAAAUUUACAAGAAAACUGAAAUAGUUGGAUUUUUUUUGUUUUUUUCAUUUUUACAAGAAUAAAGACAAAAUCUUAAGAGGAAAAAAGUCGUUUUCAAACAGGAAAAGAGUUGCAUAACAAAUUAAAAAGUCAUAAGGUGAAAAAUAUGGGAAUAAAGUCUUAAUAUCACGAGAGGAAAAUUUACAAGAAGGUUGAAAUUUUCUUUUUUUUAAAUGUAAAAAUGCCACAGCAGAAAUGGGGGAAAAAACAGCUGUAAUUUAAGAACAAAGUUAAAAUAUUAAGAAAAAUAAAAAAUGGAAUUCUAACAAGAAAUGUUUUGCAAUUUUACGAGAAUAAACUUCUGUUUAUGGGGGAAAAAUAGCGUCAUUUUAGUAGGAUAGAGUUGAAAUAUUAAAGAGAAAUGAUUUUGGGUUUUUUUAAGUCCAAAUAUGAUGAGAAACAAACAAAACAAAAUUAAGUUUUGUUUUUGAAAAAUUAUGUUGGGGAAAAAUGUUAUAAUAUUACGGGAGUGAAGUCAUAAUGUUGAUGAAAAUUCAUAAAGAUUAAGAAGAGAGUUGAAAUAUUUGGAAAAGAAAAAGAAAAAAACAGCAAAAAUGUGAAAAAAAGAGUGAAGUUGAUACGAAUAAAAUGUUUUUUCACCUGCAGUAUAUGACAAAGCUGAGAUGAAAUAAAUAUGACUUCUCAGCAUAUCUACUGUUCAUGUGUUGCUGUACAGAAUAAAAAUUGGCAACAUUGCAUCCUUUCAUUUUUCACUAUGUGACCCCCGCUGGAGGAAAGAGUUUGGACACCCCUGCUUUAAAGAAAGGUGUGGAAUGAAUUUAGGAUUUGUACAAAACGUGUUUCCUAAAUAGGUACUGUGUGUGUGUGUGGUUGGUUUGCAAGAUAUUUGAGCCAAGUAAAAGGUGUUAUGUGAGAGCAUACUGUACAGUAUACGGUAUACAGUAUGACUGUAUGUAUAGGAAGUGUUUUGUGGUUGAUGUGAAUGUGCAGAAUCGGUUUCAUUUGUUUGAGCUGCUCUCUUAAACCACAGCUUACCUGCACGCACCCGUCAGCUACAGUACUUCCAAAAGUGCUAUACAGUACUGUACUCUACAUCUUAUGUACUGCAUGUACUCUAUAUCAAUAUUUGUAUUGAUGGAUGGAUGGAUGGUGGAGCUACAACUGGACACACCAUCAACUCCAAUGCAAAACGCUUACGGUUGGGAAAUAAUUCCAAUUCAAAUAUUCCACAAGAGAGAAAUAGGCCUUUUAGUGUACAUAGAAAAGUUUUACAGAGUUCAGCUCAUGAAAGAUGGGAGCAAAAACAGAAGUGCACCUAAAAACACCACUUUUGUGUGUGUGUGUGCGUGUGUGUGUGUGCGUGUGUGUCACUCCCAUUCAAAGCUGCUUCAACUCAAAGACCAGCCAGGGUGUGGAUCAUUUUGGCCUCAUCUCAGGGGUGUCCAAAGUGCCUUUUUUUAAAAAUAGGUCCACUUCACAGUCUAAAAAUAUCAUUUAACAAGAAAACUUAAAUACAUUUUUAAAAAGUCGUAUUCUAAAGUAAAAAAGUCGCAGUUUUACAAGAAUAACGUCAUAACAUUAUGAGGAAAAAUAAUGUCAUUUCAGUAACAUACAAAAAAUAUAUAUUUUUAUUUAUUUUAUUUUUCUCCCUAGAAAUAUAUAUAAUAAAGUCAGAAUCAUGAAAAGAAAAUUUACAAGAAGAAUGUUGAAGUAAUUGGAAAAAAAAAAACGACUGUAAUUUUAUGAGCAAAACCGUAAAAAUCAGCAGUAAGUUGACAAGAAUAAAGUCAAAAUAUUAAGAGAAAAAAAAUCUUAAGAGAAUAAAAUCCUAAUAUGAGGAAAAACUAACAUUAGAUGAGUAGCAUGAAGUUGAAAUCAUUUUUAUAAGUUGAGAAACAAAACAAAUAAAGUUGUCAUUUUUGGAAAACGAGUUUAGAAUAUUGGGAUAAGGUGAAAAUAUUUAGGGAAUAAAGUCAUAA
Dunckerocampus dactyliophorus (ringed pipefish) is the source of this 5173-nucleotide messenger RNA. RefSeq names its product N-acetyltransferase 14 (GCN5-related, putative) (gene nat14). Gene Ontology annotation, molecular function: N-acetyltransferase activity. The transcript is spliced from 3 exons. Lineage: Eukaryota; Metazoa; Chordata; Actinopteri; Syngnathiformes; Syngnathidae. The record is from RefSeq and is a predicted model, not a curated record. Bases 495 to 1322 code for a protein of 275 amino acids.